AUGGUAGUCUGGAUUCAGCUACCGGGGCUACCAAUUCAUUUGUACCACAAGGAGAUACUGUUCACACUUGGCAAUCUGAUUGGUCGAGCUAUCAAGCUUGAUUUCCACACUCUACACCAACAGAGAGCUAAGUUUGCUAGAAUAGCAGUGGAAGUAGACCUUUCCAAACCUUUGAUCCCAAGAAUUCGACUCGACGGGCAGUGGCAAAAGGUAGAAUACGAAAACUUGCCGGUCGUUUGUUUCGAAUGUGGCAAAGUUGGCCAUACAAGACUCUACUGCCCCUUGGUGGCUCGGAUAGAGGCAAAUAAUAACUCAGCGGGAGAACGAUCGUCGCCGGCGACUCUCUCCACAGAAGCUCUGAUGGACGAUACCGCAGGCUUUGGGCCGUGGAUGCUGGUCACGAGGAAAUCCCGGCGGAAUCUAAGGGAGAACCCCAAUUACGACAAGUCGGAGCAAGGAAGGCAAGGCAACCAUGGCUCAAAAAGGAAAGAGGAAAAGAUGGAAGGAAAUUACCUCAAGAAUCAAGGAAAUACCUCAAGUGCUCCUAGCAAUCAGCAACGGCAAGCAGAGGAACGGUCUCUAGCGGGAGAUAAGGCGAGUACAGGGGCAAGGAAAGUUGGGAAGAGUGACAACAAAGGGAAAGAAAAAGUUGGAGAGCCAACCCAGGCUAUUGGGAAGGGCAUCUUGGGCCCGCGGCCGCACUCCGCUACUGUGGAGCUGGCUACUAAGCCUGCUAAGACGGAUUUUUCGAAGGAAGUAGAGCCCUCCACCACUUACAAAAGCACUGGGCCUGGUAGUCACGAAGUCACAGGAGCCGAGUAUGGAUCGCGGCCCACUAGCAUCCCCACCCAGUCAAUCAUAGGGCCCCAAGGAACACAUAUACAGAUAGUGCAAGCCUAA
Molecule: messenger RNA, 900 nt
Organism: Linum tenue
Lineage: Eukaryota; Viridiplantae; Streptophyta; Magnoliopsida; Malpighiales; Linaceae
Source: the annotation of a GenBank genome assembly